Brachypodium distachyon (stiff brome) is the source of this 8470-nucleotide messenger RNA. RefSeq names its product dehydration-responsive element-binding protein 2A. Gene Ontology annotation, biological process: response to stress; positive regulation of DNA-templated transcription. Gene Ontology annotation, molecular function: DNA-binding transcription factor activity; transcription cis-regulatory region binding. The record is from RefSeq and is a predicted model, not a curated record. Gene Ontology annotation, cellular component: nucleus. Bases 442 to 1281 code for a protein of 279 amino acids. Lineage: Eukaryota; Viridiplantae; Streptophyta; Magnoliopsida; Poales; Poaceae. The transcript has 10 exons.
CCGCACGGGAGGAGCGCACUUGUCCAGCCCACCGCAGCCCAGCACAGCGGCGCACGGCACGGCACGGCGCCGUUAGGAUAAAACGGGGGAAAGGAAAGCAUCGAAGCCUCGCUCGAAGCCUCAAAAGCAUAGCGAGAGCAGGAGAGCGUAGCGGGUGACGGCCGUGGCAGUCGUGUUGACCCCGCCGCCCCACGUCAAAACCGAAGAAGCGGAUGUGCGCGUGCAGCGAGGAGUAGGGCGGCGGGACACCGACACCUGCGCCCGCCUGCCUGCGAGCGCGAGGGUGGUGGUGGUGCCGAGGCGAGAGAUCCGUGCCGGUGCCGCCGCCGGCCGCAGGAGAUCUGGUCGGUGGUGCCCGGGAAAGGCGGCAGCAGCGGGGGCGAGCGGCUCGAGGAAGUCGGCGGCGGAGGAGUAGGAGGGAGAUCUCUCUUCUGUGGCUCGAUGGAGCGGGGCGAGGGCAAGCGGGGAGCCGGAGACUGCUCCGUGCAGGAGAGGAAGAAGAAAGUGCGCAGGAGAAGCACUGGCCCUGAUUCGAUUGCUGAAACCAUCAAGAAAUGGAAGGAGCAAAAUCAGAAGCUCCAGGGAGAGAAUGGACCCCGGAAAGCGCCGGCCAAGGGUUCCAAGAAAGGGUGCAUGGCAGGGAAGGGAGGUCCAGAAAAUUCAAAUUGUGCUUACCGCGGUGUGAGGCAGCGGACGUGGGGCAAAUGGGUCGCUGAGAUCCGCGAGCCCAACCGCGGCAAGCGGCUAUGGCUUGGCUCAUUCCCUACUGCGGUGGAAGCUGCGCAUGCAUAUGACGAGGCGGCAAGGGCAAUGUAUGGCGCCAAAGCACGUGUCAACUUCUCAGAGCAUUCCACGGAUGCCAACUCUGGUUGCACCUCAGCACCUUCAUUGCUGAUGUCUAAUGGGCCAACCACUGCGUCACAUCCAUCUGAUGAGAAGGAUGAGUUGGAAUCUCCUCCAUUUGUGAUGUCCAGUGCGCCGACUGAUGGGCUGCAUCAGCCUGAUGCGAAGGAUGAGUAUGGAUCUGCAGGGACACUGGUGCACGAGGUGAAAACGGAAGUGAGCAAUGACUUGAGAAGUACCUGUGAGGAGCACAAGACCGCGGAAGUAUUCCAACAGGAGGGCAAUGCUUUACACAAAGAAGUGAAAGUAAGUUAUGAUUACUUCAACGUCGAAGAAGUUCUCGACAUGAUAAUCGUGGAAUUGAGUGCUGAUAGAAAAAUGGAAGUACAUGAAGAGUACCAAGAUGGCGAUGAUGGGUUUAGUCUGUUCUCAUAUUAGGAUUUUAGUUAUGAGGGUUGUAGUCAUGCGGAGCAAUAGGAAUAACUUCAUUCUAGCUGCUAGGAAAUACUCCACUUUAUCUACAACCUGAAGCUUUGUAGCCAUUUAUGGUUUUCAUCUUACUGGAGACUGGAGAGGAUAGCUUUAUACCAUAAGCCAACGGGUAAACAAAGUUGUCCUGUGUGUUGAGUUCAUGUACCAUGGUAAAAAUUGAGUCCAUAUUUAAUGAGCUUACUUUCUUGAUAAUUUUUCUUAUUUGUUUGUUUGAACUCAAGUUAGCUCUUGAAAAUGAGUUGUAGAUACUCAGAAUAGCCCUUUAGGGUCGCAUUAAUUUAAUUCAGUCAUAUUAGGAAUUUAUAUUAAAUCAAACGGUUAAAGUAGUACAGAUAAAUACUUAGCAUGCAUGGAUUUGUAAAUACUUAACACACCACUAAUGCCGUCAUAAAAACGGUUAAAGUAGUACAGAUAAAUUAUGAAACUUCACUACAGAAAGUUGCAGGUACCCUGGAUUCAAGCCACCUUGUUUCACUAUGAAGAUCCUUUGCUUGCUAGUUGCUAGUCCUGCAGGUUAGCCAAAUCCAGACGAGUAUCCCAUCUCUGAAUGCUUCACAGCAGACCUUCCACCAGACAGUCUCCAUAAUCAUCACGGGCAAACAUGACGCCAUCCUGUUUUGUCAAUGGGCGGUACACAUUUGAGUACCUAGCAUGGAACCUGCAGGCCCUUGGCUGAUGCAGCGAAAGCUUGGAUGGCUAUAGCGGCACUACAACAGCCAGUAGAGCCACAUAAACCUACCGAUUGGGGCCCACAAAAUAGAGUGGCUGAAGCAGUCUUGCAGUGGAAGUUAGAGGGCAACCCAAUGAGCCUACAAGACGAAGUUGUGUAUCAUUAUUAAGAUGUGUGCCAAUUUCUCCUAUUCAUUAGUCAUUACAAAGAGUUUUUACAGGUUAAGCAAGGUCCAUUUCAGAGACUUGAAAGUACAUCCUGAUUUUGACAAUGACCAUUUAUACUAUAUCAAUUAGCUCCAGGAUUUCCGGAACAAAUCGCAUGGUUCUGUUCUUGUGAUGAUAAGGAGUAUGUAAUGAAGACCAUCCUAUUCACCAUGUUAUCCAUUCCCCAAUGUCCACCAACCUUUUCUAAUUGUCACAACAGCUGCUUCUCUUUCCUUAUGGGAGGUUCAGUUCAAUAAGUUCACACAAUAUUGUUGUUGUAUAUGAUGGAGGGGAAGACAUGCUCAAAUUGAUUUAAGUUCAGGGAUUCUAUGAUGGAGGGAAAGACAUGCUGAAGUUUUGAUUCGCAAGUUCUCUUAUCCCAUCCUGAUCCUAUCUUAGAUGUAAAUGUGGAGUCUCUUCUGCUAUUCUCAGCACAAGUAAUGCUGCUUGACAAUUUAGCACAUAAAUUGCAACUUCAUAUCAUAUUGGUGCUGUCGUCACUGCAUCUCUAGGUUCUACCUCAUCUCUUAAGUGUAUGUUUAUCAUUUAAUUGUGAUCUCUCAGCCAUGACGCAGGACAUUGAGCCUAUAGCACGCAUUUGUUGGGAGGCAGUUAGAGUUGAUUGUUAUCAACACUCAGCUCUUAGAAUCUGGAACAGCUCAAGCAACUUUCUACUGAUUUUAGAUUGUUGCCCUUGCCAUGCGAGUUCCCCACUUAAGGUGCCUAUCAACAUCUCUCCUCUGUAUGGUUGCUUCUGUACCACAAACCAGCAUCGCCAAAUCUUGCUAUUUUGCAGCAUAAUCUUCCCGAGUAGUUAGUACAUGAACCUGCUAGCUUUUCCUUAAUUCAUGAGAGAAGAUAAUAGCGAUUACAUUGACACUGUUGAUGGUUAAAUCCUUGCGUCAUAUUGCAUAUUAGUGCAAAGCAGAUUCUUCAAAAUUUCUGGAGCACUGGGUGCCUGCUUACAUUUCACCAAGUACAGUUAGAGAUCUAUUGUUCCUACUACUUUCGAAUUGGUCUGUCCUCUAGUCUCAGAUAAAAACUGGUAGUGUUGAAGCUCUUCGCAACAUUGUCUUGUCUCUCCCAAAGGUUUGCUUUUGCAACUAUUCAUGCUUGCCUGACAAAUAAAUAGACAGUCUAUAUGCAGUCUACAUUAGAUGUACUUUUAUCUGGAAAUGUGUCGGCAUGUUACUGACUUUGAGCUUUUGUUGACUUAUUAUCAUAACGUCGUUAUGCAAAAGUGCUGUAAUCACCCUUACCUCCUUGAUGAAUACCUGCAAUUCACCUGUCAACAAUAACAGUCUGACUGAAACUAGAUACCGGUGCAUGCAAGCGACAAGCUACUGUUUCUUCAUAAAAUGCUCAAAGAGAUCAGUAGCGAGAGGUUAAGAACCAUUAUUCCUUUUCAGGUGAGAUACUCAUGGGUGCUGCCUCUUUUACUUAUUUUCUGUGUGCUAUGUGAUUCUAAAUUUAAUCAGUCAUUAGAUUUAUCCUUUUGCAAGCAUAAUUUACUCAAUAUCUGAUCUCCAUAUUUGUUUUAUGUCAUACACACUUUAAUGAUUGUCCAAUAAGGUAAUACACUAUCUAUUUGCUAAAGUAUUCACUAACUGGUAAUCACUCAAUCAAGCUUCUGAACAUCGGUUAGCAGUAUGCCAUUUUGGUCCAGCACAACAGCCAUCGCGGUCAAGCCCAGAAGGAGCCAGCUGCUGAGGCCUAGCUUCCUUAUCUUCUUUGCCAAGUUAGAAUAUUUACUUUCCAUAGAUAUGAUUGAUUUAGUUUGUCCAGAUAAGAUAGAGUCAAUUAGGAAAGAGCUAAGAUCCUGCUGACUCAUCAAGUAACAGACGCCACAACAAAGGGUACUAGCGUGUGAUCCUUGGCAUCAAUGAGUAAACUGAAUGAAACGAAGUUUAACCUGGCAAAUCCCAUCCUCCUCUGCUACCGCUCCUGUGCCACAGUGCAAUCACCUCCUCACAGCUACGCUCUUGCGAGCCUACGUCGUGGCACAGUUUUUAUUUGGUCGCACAUCUUGUAGUGAUUACAUGACCCCGACCAUUCUGUUCCUUGUAUACCCAUAGUCUAGUAGACACAUCUCUAAAACACUGCCACCCAUACAUUUCUUAGAAGCUGAACAUGUGUAAUGCACUUCUGAACAUACAAUCAUAAUUAGUCCCAAAUGGUGAUAAUCUCUCCAUUACUAGAAUAUGCUCAUUAGUCACCAACUAGCUAUGUUAUUUGCAUCUUGUCUUCGUCACAAAGUCACGAGCUCUGUGUAGAAUACCAAGAGGCUUUUCUCGCAUUUUUUUUAACCAAGAGGCUAUUUGUGUUGGCACAUAUAUUUACGUGAGUGAACAAUUCACUAGACUUUAUGAGCUCCAGCAAGAUAACUAUUCAACUAGAAGUUCUGAAAGGGAGAAAAUCUUUAUGGAUGAAGUAAAUUUAGAGUUCUUAACAAAAUUAGCAACAAAUAUUGAAGAUGGCACAGAAAUAAACAGUGUGUCUAUAUCAAAGCUAACACGUGCAGGGAAUUUUAUUCAAGAAGUAUUACUCUCGAAGUUAUCAUAUCGCCGAGUCGAGUCGAUCCUGGGGCACUAUGUUGAUAUGGCGCCCACCAUGGUGACAAUUAGACGUUGGGCCUAAAUAAUUCUUAAUUUAUCAUAUGGCAGGAAUAGGAAAUUAAACCUCAUGUGACAGCAAAUUCUAACCUCAUUGUGACAAUUAGGCGUUGGGUAUUCCUGAGCCAGCCCAGUAGGUCUGACAGCCUGGACUGUGUAACCAAAAGCGCUUCAUCACUCUCCAACCUGUGCUACCUUGCCGAUCUGGAUCUGGAUCUGGAUCCAGUUCAACCUCCUGGUGUGUGCUCCUACAGCGCUCCUAUAGCCUUCUCUUUCCCAAUCACCAACCUCGCUGCCGCUCAGCCCUGUUGUCGGCGAGCUCCAGCAGCUCCCCAACUCCCUGUCUCCUCUGUCUGCGGGCAGAUCAGACACUCCGACGGUGAUACAGAGCGAAAAGGUGUGACGCAGCGAGGGAGGUGCGGCGCCAGCAGCACCAGUACAUUUCGUGCAUGUGUGCCCAUGUUUUCAUGGUGAAUCGAAGGCCAGAGGAAGCUAGGUGAAAAGGAGGGAAUGUCUGCACUCGAUAGAGAUCCAGCAAUAUUCUAGUCAACUUUGGGUGGAAAAUCUCCUUGUUGAAGGUAUAUAUAUGAGCCACCACAAAUCAAUCAACUGAGUGUGACAGAACAUGGAAAUACGAGCUCAAGUUGCUGCAGAAGAAACUGAUGAAGCAAGAAGGAAGUGUAGAAAGGUUGGUGAGAUUAUGGGUUCAUCUUUAGAAGUUCUAUCUGACCAGAGUCACGGUAAUAUGUUACCUGAAAGUUAUACUACAUCGAGUGCUGCCCAACAAAGCUUAACACCCUCUGGACAUACGUCAGAUGCAGAACCAGCAGUUAUCCUUGGCACAGAUGCAGCUUGUGGUCUGCUGGCUAAAAUGCCACCAUUAACCUCCAUGCAGGAUGAACCUACAAAUGCAGAAAGAGCAGCAACGUUGGAUGCCUCAGCAGCUUGGGAACGGCUUGGAAUGCCACCAUUGACCCUUUCGCUGGAGCAGUGCAGACAACUCCUUACAACAGCUAGCUAUGAAACACUGGAAAAUCUUUGGUCAAGAGAAACACUGGAAAAUCUUCAGUCAGAAAAAGCACCGGAAAAUCCGUUGGAAAAGUUUCAACAUGCCAACAAUUUGGUUAUGCAGGCCCAUGAACGGAAGAAAUCAUACCUUUUCUCAUUACUCCAAGACCUUCUCUCAUUACUCCAAAAGGAAGAAUCCACUUAUGCUCAGGGACUGAAGGGCCUUAUUGAUAGCUACAGGAAACUUACUGAUAGCUACAGUAAACUUUAUCUAAACCAGUCACCAGCUAGUUAUACUACAUUGAGUGCUGCCCAACAAAGCUUAACACCCUCUGGACAUACGUCUGCAGAUGCAGAACCAGCAGGUAUCCUUGGCAGGGAUGCAGCUCAUGGUCUGCCGGCUCAAAUGCCACCAUUAACCUCCAUGCAGGAUGAACCUACAAAUGCAGAAAGAGCAGCAACAUUGGAUGCCUCAGCAGCUUGGGAUUUAUGGCUUGAAAUGUCACCAUUGACCCUUUCGCCGGAGCAGCGCAGACAACUCCUUGCAGCCUAUGAAACACUGGAAAAUCUUCGGUCAAGAGAGACAUUGGAAAAUCUCCAGUCAGAAAAAGCACCGGAAAAUCCGUUUUGAAAAGUUUCAAUGUGCCAACAAUUUGCUUAUGCAGGCCCAUGAACGGAAGAGGCUGGAGGGCCUUAUUGAUAGCUACAGGAAACUUAUUGACAGCUACAGGAAACUUUAUCUAAACCAGUCACCAGCUCAAGGGACAUCCGAGAGCCCCGCUUUGGUGCAACCAAUUCAGUCUUCUUCAGCAGCCCAAACAACUACCGCAUUACCGACUGCCUUGUCAUCUGCCAUUCGACCACCAGCGCAGACUUUGCCUCAUCCACCAGGACCUUAUGUCGAACUACAAUCAAUCUUUCCUGGCAAUCUUCAUAGAGCAACAUCACCACUUUCUAUUCCAGCGUGUCAUGGUGGCCAUGGAGCUGCUGUCUCGGAAACCCCGGCGACUCUGUCGGUUGCUCCUCCUGUGGAUGCCUUGAAGAAUUCUUUUUGCCACUGCUGUCUGACUGUGGGCCACUCCGGAUCUUUUUGCGCUGCUCUCCGCGUUGUCAGUGGUGUCACCGGUAUGGGCAUUCUAUUGUGGGAUGUAAUUCUUUGCUAUUUGGUCAGCCAGGUAUUUGGAGGGAGAAAAAUUCCCUUGACAAGACCCUCACCUCCAUCUCUCCAGAACCACUCCCAUCUCCGCUGAGCGUGGUCAGGUAAAUAAUCAGGAAUGGCUUUGUGGGUUGGGACUCUCAGUGGCAGAUGGUUUAGUUCCUCUCAACAAUGUUACUGACAGCCCACUUUCUGCCUGGAACGGUAUGAUUAUUGAUGGUAACUCUACCAAUGUUUCACUUGAAGAAAUUUCCAUUCAUGCGCCUGGACAGUCUUCGGAGCUCUCGCUCGUUGCUACUGAUGAGCAGGUUGUUUCCCUGUUUCACUGUCAGCCCACACCGGACGACAUUCGCAUUCAGAAUAUUCUUGCUGCGGUGGGUGCUUUGCUGCUGCCUAACCCCUUUUGGGGGUCUCUGUCGCUGAGAUGGAUGCCGAGUUUUCCCUUAUCUUUGGUCAAUUUUGAUGGGCGCUCUGUGGCGGAUCCUCUGGCUGAGUUGGUGCCUUCUCGUAGGGUGGCGCCAAAGCUUUGUUUCUCUGAUGGCUCGCCUGGUUCUGUGCAUGAUAUGUUGUUGAUUUCAACCAGUCCCAGGAAGUCUUCUAGUGUGGUUAUCACCGAAAUUUCAGAUGAUGGACCUGUCACCCCUUCCACUGACAGGCCGAAGAAGAGGGGCAGGCCUGCAAAAUCGCUACUCCCUCUGAAUCCUGCUACCCUGCGACGUAGCUCUCGCACAAACAAGUCUGAUGGCUUCAAGGUUCCUCUUUUGGGGGCUAGUUCUGUCAAAGCAUCAAAGGUCAAGCCACGCCAACAGUUCCAAGCUCCUCCGGCUGCUACUCCGGUGCCUCUCCUGUGGGACGCGGCUGUUAAUCUCUGUGGUUUGCCGGAAGCUGAAGUUCUGGGAAAGCUUUGUUUCUCUGAUGGCUCGCCUGGUUCUGUGCAUGAUAUGUCGUUGAUUUCAACUAGUCCCAGGAAGUCUUCUAGUGUGGUUAUCACCGAGAUUUCAGAUGAUGGACCUGUCACUCCUUCCACUGACAGGCCGAAGAAGAGGGGCAGGCCUGCAAAAUCGGUAAUCCCUCUGAAUCCUGCUACCCUGCGACGUAGCUCUCGCACAAGCAAGUAUGAUGGCUUCAAGGUUCCUCUUCUCGGGGCUAGUUCUGUCAAAGCUUUAAAGGUUAAGCCACGCUAACAGUUCCAAGCUCCUCCGGCUGCUACUCCAGUGCCUCUCCUGCAGGACGUGGCCGUUAAUCUCUGUUGUGCCGGAAGCUGAAGUUCUGGGUGAUAAGCUACUGGCUCCGGCGUCUGAAGACGGUGGCUCCUCGUCCACUGUUUGAUUCGUCUUUUGCGUGUUUAACUCGUUUAAUUAUAUUCUGCUAUUUCUGAGAACUGUAAUGUGUUAAGCUGGAAUGUUUGGGGCAUUAAUACUUCAGCCAAGCAGACGGCUAUCCGUACUCAUAUUGAUGCUAGUGGUUCUGCGAUAGUUUGUUA